AUGGAGCACCGAAAACAUUUACAUUGCAAAUUCCAGAGAAAGCAGAGUUCUAUGGAAGUGUUCGUUAGACGUGGGCCUCGUUUUGGCUGUGAGUUUCUUGAGUCUUCCAAUGAUUGCAACAUAAGGACAACCUGUCAUCUUAACUCUCCCAAGGUUCCUCAGGAUCUUACUGGUAUACAACAAGAUCAGGUGGAUAGCGGAGUUACAUUGGACGAGGCUCUACUCAUGCACGAUGAAUGGCUUGAAAUCAAUGGGAUAAAGAACUCCAACUUUGCUGUUGUCACAUGGUCUAUCUGCGAUUGUCAGGUAAUGCUUGAAUCUGAGUGCAAAUUCAAGAAGAUACCAAAGCCUGCUUAUUUCAACAUGUGGAUCGACUUACGGGUUCCUUUCCAUGAGGUGUUUGGUGAUAUGAGGUGCAAAUUAAAGAAAGCUGUUGAGAUAGCUGGAUUGGAAUGGGAGGGUCGUGCUCAUUCUGGACUUGAUGAUGCCAAAAACACUGCUCGAUUGUUGGCAUUGAUCAUGCACAAGGGUUACAAGUUUUCCAUUACCAAUUCAUUGUCGUGGAAGCAGUCUGAAGAACGAGCAACAGUUUUUCAUGAUCGUAACUACAAUAUGACGAUUAUCCCCAUUGUUCAAUAUCCUCCCCCUCCCCUUUUCUUUCACCGUGGGAUUAUGAUGAAUACCCUUGUGGUUCUGUUCACUCCAAGUAUUACAUUUUGA
Molecule: messenger RNA, 720 nt
Organism: Gastrolobium bilobum
Lineage: Eukaryota; Viridiplantae; Streptophyta; Magnoliopsida; Fabales; Fabaceae
Exons: 2
Coding region: 1-720 (239 amino acids)
Biological process (GO): exonucleolytic trimming to generate mature 3'-end of 5.8S rRNA from tricistronic rRNA transcript (SSU-rRNA, 5.8S rRNA, LSU-rRNA)
Molecular function (GO): nucleic acid binding; 3'-5'-RNA exonuclease activity
Source: RefSeq, a predicted model, not a curated record